This is a messenger RNA of Lottia gigantea (owl limpet), 905 nucleotides long. RefSeq lists its product as hypothetical. The record is from RefSeq and is a predicted model, not a curated record. Lineage: Eukaryota; Metazoa; Mollusca; Gastropoda; Lottiidae. The transcript has 8 exons. Bases 18 to 854 code for a protein of 278 amino acids.
AAAGGUUUGACAUCAUCAUGUUGGUUGUAUUCAGAAUUUAUAUUCUUUCUCUUCUUAUUUCAUUGAAACAAGUUGCUUGUUUAGAUGACUUAGAUGGAUAUAUAAUAGAAGCAAGUUCUGACUGCAGCAGCCUGAGUGAUGAUACUCCAACACUAAAGAUCUUGUCAGACUUUAGUGUUAUGGCUAAAGCCCGAUGUGUCGAUGGAGAUCAAGAAUUUGAGACAACGGACGGUGUGAACUAUUUGCUUCCAGCCACAUUCACUUCUGGCAACGAUAGAUGUCAGCUCAUAAGACGCAAGCAGAUGUUCUAUGUAGAGGUUGUUGUACUGUUUGGGUCGAAAGAAGCUAGAAUAUUGGGCAACUCGAAGACGUACACUUUGGUUUGCUCUUUCGACGAUAAGGGGAAGUCCCUUUCUGAUCGUAUGUCCAUUAUUGAAGGGACCUUUGUACCAGGAGAGAUGGUAAAAGGUUAUGUAUCAAGUAUAGAUUCGUCUCAUAUCACUCUCAAACUUCAAGAUGUCAUGGAUAACGACAUUGGGACGGAUAUAUCUGUAGAUAACUAUGUCUCGCUUCUCGCCACCUCUGAUGGUGCCAACAGCGAGGUUGGACUGAAGCCAAUUAGCUGUGAUGUUAUCAGUGACAAGGCAAAUAACAGAUAUAACAUUCUUAGAUCUGGAUGCGGCCUCGGUCAGUUUUUUAAGAAAGGAGCAGGGUUUACCACCAAGGGAAAGACAGCUCGCAGUCCUUAUUUUAAACUAAUAAUGUUGGACAAUGACGAUACUGUACAAUUUGACUGCCAAUUUGCUUUGUGUAGUGGAAACUGUGAUGGAACUUCGUGUGAGGAUGAGAAUUAAUAACACCAGAUUCUUUUUGAAUUCUUUUAUAAAAAAAAAACUCUUACAACG